Salvelinus fontinalis (brook trout) is the source of this 883-nucleotide messenger RNA. RefSeq lists its product as uncharacterized. The transcript has 2 exons. The record is from RefSeq and is a predicted model, not a curated record. NCBI's taxonomy places the organism in Eukaryota, Metazoa, Chordata, Actinopteri, Salmoniformes, Salmonidae. The coding region runs from base 81 to 812 and encodes 243 amino acids.
CUGAACAUUCGAGACGUGUAGUCCACUUGUCAUUCUAAUCUCCUUUGCAUUAGCGUAGCCUCUUCUGUAGCCUGUCAACUAUGUGUCUGUCUAUCCCUGGUCUCUCCUCUCUGCACAGACCAUACAAACGCUUCACACCGCGUGGCCGCGGCCACCCUAACCUGGUGGUCCCAGCCCGCACGACCCACGUGGAGUUCCAGGUCUCCGGUAGCCUCUGGAACUGCCGAUCUGCGGCCAACAAGGCAGAGCUCAUCUCAGCCUAUGCUUCCCUCCAGUCCCUCGACUUCUUGGCACUGACGGAAACAUGGCUCACCACAGAUAACACUGCUACUCCUACUGCUCUCUCUUCGUCUGCCCACGUGUUCUCGCACACCCCGAGAGCUUCUGGUCAGCGGGGUGGUGGCACCGGGAUCCUCAUCUCUCCCAAGUGGUCAUUCUCUCUUUCUCCCCUUACCCAUCUGUCUAUCGCCUCCUUUGAAUUCCAUGCUGUCACAGUUACCAGCCCUUUCAAGCUUAACAUCCUUAUCAUUUAUCGCCCUCCAGGUUCCCUCGGAGAGUUCAUCAAUGAGCUUGAUGCCUUGAUAAGCUCCUUUCCUGAGGACGGCUCACCUCUCACAGUUCUGGACCAUUUCCGGAGACCUUCUCCCUUACCUCACCUCCCUCAUCAACUCAUCCUUGACCGCUGGCUACGUCCCUUCCGUCUUCAAGAGAGCGAGAGUUGCACCCCUUCUGAAAAAACCUACACUCGAUCCCGCCGAUGUCAACAACUACAGACCAGUAUCCCUUCUUUCUUUUCUCUCCAAAACUCUUGAACGUGCCGUCCUUGGCCAGCUCUCCUGCUAUCUCUCUCAGAAUGACCUUCUUGAUCCAAAUCAGUCAGGUU